Molecule: messenger RNA, 877 nt
Organism: Paramecium sonneborni
Lineage: Eukaryota; Ciliophora; Oligohymenophorea; Peniculida; Parameciidae
Source: the annotation of a GenBank genome assembly
CAUGGAUCAAAUUUUGUCAUCUCCAAAUACAGGAAGAAAGUACUCUCCUAUUAAAAUUAUUGGAGAAGGUGAAUAUGGAACAGUAUGGCUUGUUUAAAGAGAUGAUUAAAGUAUUUUACUUUAUCCUUUUUUCUAGCACUUUUUGCUUGUAAAUUAUUGAAGCCUAAAUUCGCUUAAUGGAGUAUUGAAAAAAGUAAGAAAUUUGAAGAAAGAGCUUAAUAAGAAAUAUAAACUCUAAUAAAGAGCAGUCAUAAUAAUGUUGUCAAAUAUGAAGAUUGCUUCUAAAAAGAAAUUUAAUCUAGAAUUGAUAGAUACAUUAUAUCUGAAUAUUGUGAAGGUGAUACUUUAUAAAAAAUGUUGGAUUUAAAAGGAAGAUUAAGUGAAACAGAUGCAUUUCCUAUAAUGAUUCAGUUAGCAGACGGAUUAAGAUAUAUGCACAAUUAAAAGAUUAUUCAUAGAGAUAUAAAGCCUGCUAACAUUAUGUUUAAAUAAGGUGUUCCUAAAUAUAUAGAUUUUGGAUUUGCAAAAUACAUAGAAGAACAAAAAGUAGAUUAAAUUCAAACAGUUGAAGUUGGGUCACCAUAAUAUAUGGCUCCAGAAUUACUUGGAGAAAGUGGUUACUAUGAUUAAAAAGUGGAUGUUUGGGCAUUAGGACUUAUAUUUUAUUAAAUGAUUGUAGGUUAAUUUCCAUGGAACAUAGAAUAAGCAACAUCAUAAUAAAUGAUCUUGAAUAUCAUUAUGGAAGAUGAAACCAUUUCUUUCCCCACUGAAAUUCCAAUAUCUUAAAAGUUGUAAGAUACUAUAAUUUAAAUGUUAUCAUUUGAUAAUGAAAUUAGAAUAGACAGCAAUCAAUUAUUUUUGAUGUUAUAAAAUUGAU